AUCAAGAACCCAUCCCACCGCGCUUCCCUCGUUCCUGGGUUCUGCAAGUCUUCUUGCCCUUCGAUCCUUUAUCUCUCUCUCUCUCUGCGGCUUAAUCGAGACGUUCUCUUCCUUCCGAACUCUUGCUUGUUCACUUCAAUUUGUAUGCAUGCAUGUAUGUGUACAUCUAAAUGUAUGCUUGUUUCUGUUGGAUGGAGUCCAUUUCUUGGCUGAUCGGUUUCGGGAACCCAAACUUUGUUCAGUUGUGCUUUGAAGUGGUCGAUUGCUCAAUUCGGUUAAUCUGUGAGGUUUUGAUCGCUGGUGUGGCCUCAAUUGGAGACAGAGAUGUCUUCUCUGAGCCGAGAACUGAGUUUUCUGAUUACUUCAGUUCUUAGAUAAAGAGAAAUACAAGGAGAUGGCUCGCAAGUGAGGGAUUUCCGAAUUCUUCUUUCCUUGGGUUUUAUCGGCAUUGAUUCCUUCUAACAGGGCUUCGCCCGGGGGGGUGGUUGUUGGUUUCUGGUUUUGUGUUAACGAAGGUUGGAGAAAGAGUCGGGGUUUUUCUUCAACAUGAAGUACUUCGAGGACUCUCUGACUGACGGCAACUGGGACGAGGUGGACAAUUACUUAUCCGCGUUCACCAGGAUGGAUGAUAAUAAGUACUCCGCGAAAAUUUUCUUCGAGAUCCGGAAGCAGAAAUACCUUGAAAUGUUGGACAUGUGCGUGCUGGCUUCAUGUCAUUUGAAUAUGGCAUAUACAUGACUUGGGACCUUUCUCCACUUCCAAUGAAGACCUGUUUAAGGAGAUAACCCUACUUACUGACUCUGAGAAAUUUUAGGGAGAACGAACAACUUUCUAGAUAUGGAGAUGCCAAGUCAGCUAGGGCUGUAAUGCUUGCUGAGUUCAAGAAAGUAAUUGAUGUGAAUCCCCUUUUUUGUGAUAAGCUUCAGUUUCCCACACUAAAGAACUUGAGGGUCAGCACUUUCAUUAAUCCGAGCUUAAAUUGUCAGCACGAACUUUGCAAGCACCCCAAGCCUAACCCUGACAUUAAAACCCCUUUUUGUUAAUCAUUCUUGUGGACAACCAAAUGUUUGUAGUCCCCUAAUGAAUUCUAUGCCUAAAGUAGCUCAUGGUCAAUUUCAGGCUGCACCAGCACCUGUUACGGCAUCUGUAAGAGGAUGGAUGGCCAAUCCUUUUAUCUUGCACCACAUUGCUUCUGUAGGGCCUAUCGGCUUAUUUGCUCUGAAUAGUGCAGGACCAGACUUUGGGGACGAUGAUUGGGCGUGCUCGGAUGAUUGAAGGUCUUUACUACUUUGAUGAUAUCUUUGUUGUGGUUGAUUACUCAAUUUGGUUGAUCUGUGAGGUUUUGAUUGCUGGUGUGGCCUCAAUUGGACAUAGAGAUGUCUUCUCUUAGCCAAGAACUGAUUUUUUUGAUACUUCAGUUCUUAGAUGAGGAAAACUACAAGGAGACGGCUCACAAUUUGGAGAAAGAGUCAGGGAUUUUCUUCAAUGUGAAGUACUUCGAGGACUCUGUGAAUAACGGUGACUGGGACGAGGUGGAGAAAUACUUAUCAGCAUUCACGAAGAUGAAUGAUAAUAGGUACUCCAUGAAAAUUUUCUUCGAGAUUAGCAAGCAGAAAUACCUUGAAACUUUGGAUAGGCAUGAUCUUGCUAAGGCUGCGGAGAUUCUUUUGAAGGACUUGAAGCCUUUCUCCACUUUCAAUGAAGACCUGUUUAAGGACAUGACUCUACUUCUGGCUUUGGGAAAUUUUAGGGAGAACAGGCAACUCUCUGCAUAUGGAGAUGCCAAGUCAGCUAGGGCUGCAAUGCUCACUGAAGUGACAAAAUUAAUUGAGGCCAAUCCCCUGCUUCAUGAUAAGCUUCAGUUCCCCAGACUCAAUAACUCAAGGCUAAGAACUUUGAUCAAUCAAAGCUUAAAUUGGCAGCAUGAACUUUGCAAGCAUCCCAAGCCCAACCCGGACAUAAAAACCCUUUUCAUGGAUCAUUCCUGUCCAGAACCAACUGUUUCUCCUCUAAUGAAUUCCAUGCCUGAAAUAGCCAGUUUCGCACCACUAGGUGCUCAUGGUAAAUUUCAGGGAACAUCAGCUCUUACAGCAUAUCUUGGAGGAUGGAUGGCCAAUGCUUCUUUCCUGCACCAGGAUGUUUCUGCAGGGCCUGUGGGCACAUCUACUCUAAAUAAUGCAGAUCCUGAAAAUGUGCUGACAAGAUCAAGACCUUUUGGAACAUCAGAUGAGGUUCACAACCGCCCUAUUAAUGUUUUACCCGUCAGAUAUCCUACCCAGAGUCCUGCUCAUACCAUGUAUUCUACUGAUGACUUGCCCAAGAUGGUGGUUGCGAAUUUAAAUCAAGGUUCUGUUAUCAAGAGCAUGGAUUUCCAUCCAGUGGAACACAAUUUGCUUCUUGUUGGAACAGAAAUUGGUGAUAUUGCACUAUGGGAGGUUGGUAGCAGGGAGAGGCUUGUUCUUAGAAAUUUCAGGGUUUGGGACAUUGCGAAAUGUUCAGUGGUUUUGCAGGCUGCUUUGGCCAAUGAGCAUACAGCAUCAGUGAACAGAGUAAUGUGGAGUCCUGAUGGCAACCUUUUUGGUGUUGCAUACUCCAAGCACAUUGUGCAUUUAUAUACAUUUCAUGGCAGUGAUGACAUACGGAAUCACCUGGAGAUUGAUGCUCAUACCGGUAAUGUUAAUGAUCUCGCUUUCUCUCAGCCAAAGAAGUGCAUCAUAACUUGUGGGGAGGACAAGACUAUUAAGGUGUGGGAUGCUGCCACUGGUUAUAAAAAGUAUACUAUGGAAGGUCAUCUGUUUCCCGUUUAUUCUGUGUGUCCACAUAACAGAGAAAACAUUCAGUUCAUACUUUCAACGGGCACUGAUGGGAAGAUUAAGGCAUGGCUGUAUGAUAAUUUUGGUUCCAGAGUUGAUUAUGAUGCUCCAGGGCAUACUUGCACAACAAUGGCUUACAGUUCUGAUGGCAUGAGAUUGUUUUCAUGUGGAACUAGUAAAGAAGGAGAAUCAUACAUUGCAGAAUGGAAUGAAAGUGAAGGGAUUGUCAAGCGUACAUAUCAUGGUCUUGCAAAGAAGUCUGUUGGGAUUGUGCAAUUUGAUACAGCAAGAAAUAAAUUUUUGGCCGCUGGUGAUGAAUUUGUAAUCAAAUUCUGGGACAUGGAUGACGUUAACCUGUUGACAACUUCCAAUGCAGAGGGUGGAUUGCCGGCUUCACCGUGCCUUCGGUUUAAUAAAGAAGGAAAACUAUUGGCUGUCUCAACAAGUGAGAAUGGUUUCAAGAUUCUUGCAAAUGCUGAAGCUGUUAGGCGUUUUCAUCCCAUUGGAAGUCAUGCAUUUGAUCCUUCAAGAAUUACUGCUAAGACAGCUGCAAAGACACCCAUAAUUGGCACAUAUGCUACUUCCAGUUCAGCUGCCGCAAAUGUUGGUGUUGCAGAUAGAAAUGCUCAGGCUAUGGCUAUGAUGGUACCUGUAAGCAAGGAAAUCCUGAUUAAUGGGGAAAACCGACCUUUUCCAGGUAUGAAGCCAAGAACUGUGAAUGAGCUAGAACAAUCCAAGAUUUGGAAGCUCUCUGAAAUUGCUGAACCAUCUGAGCUUCAUUCUUUGAGGCUUCCUGAUAAUUUGCAGUCAGUAAGGGUUGCUAGGCUGAUCUAUACAAAUUCAGGACAAGCCAUAUUGGCAUUAUGUUACAAUGCUGUCCACAAAUUCUGGAAAUGGACGAAGAAUGGACAGACCCCGACACGGAAGGCAACUACCAGUGUGCUACCACAUUUAUGGCAACCUUCUAGUACAAUAUCAAUGACAAAUGAUAUAAGUGAUACCAACCUUGAAGAUGCCGUUCCAUGCUUUGCACUUUCGAAGAAUGAUUCUUACGUUGUAUCUACAUCAGGAGGGAAAAUUUCCCUGUUUAAUGUUGUGAUGUUGUUUGAGGUGGUGACAUCAUUCUUGCCACCUCCACCUGCUGCAACAUUCAUCGCCUUCCAUCCACAGGACAAUAACAUUAUUGUGAUUGGCAUGGAGGACUCCUCUAUACAAAUCUACAAUAUUCGGACUUAUGAGGUUAAAAGAAAGCUCAGAGGACAUCACAGGAUGGUAACUGGUCUGGCCUUCUCAACGGUUCUAAACAUUCUUGUAUCAUCUGGCGCAGAUGCUCAGCUAUGUGUUUGGAACUUGGAUGGAUGGAAGAAACAGGCUUGUAAAUUCUUGCAAAUACCGUCUGAAAGGAUGCCAGCUCCUGUUGCACAGACUCGUGUCCAAUUUCAUCAAAAUCAGGUUCACGUUUUGGUUGCCCAUAAAACUCAUUUAGCAAUAUACGAGGCAGUAAAGCUCGAAUGUCUUAAGAAGUGGGUACCCGGUGAGCGGAGUGGUUCAAUCACAGAUGCUGCAUAUUCAUGUGAUAGUCGAUCAGUAUAUGUAGGCUUUGAAGAUGGAAGCAUAAAUGUCCUAACUGCAACACUCAAGCUGAAGUGUCGAAUUGACCCGAAUGCUUACUUACCUUCAAGUCCCUGCCCGAGGGCAUACCCCCUUGUUAUUGCGGCUCACCCCUCUUUACCUAAUCAAUUUGCCUUGGGACUUACUGAUGGUGGAGUUCAUGUUCUUGAGCCCCUGAAAACUGUUGGGAAAUGGGGUACUUCUCCACCCCCUGAGAAUGGUGCAGGGCCUUCCACUGCUCCUGUUGCAGCUGCUUCAGACCAGCCAUCCAAGUAACUUCAGUUGCCUGGUACCAUUCAAUAAUUUCUUUUGGAAGAGGAGAUGGAGGUAUAUGGAUGGAAUUGUCUAUGAACUUGGAAGCUGAUGCGAGCUGUCGCGUCUAGUACUUGUUAUGGUCCUUUGCUUUCCGGUUGCACAAUUAAUGUGGCACUUAUUCAUGUGAAAUGUUCAUGUGAAUGCUGUCGGAGAUCUAUAUAUAUAUAUAUGGAAGGAAUAUUGAAAUAUAUAGCA
Diospyros lotus (date-plum) is the source of this 4934-nucleotide messenger RNA. RefSeq names its product topless-related protein 4-like. NCBI's taxonomy places the organism in Eukaryota, Viridiplantae, Streptophyta, Magnoliopsida, Ericales, Ebenaceae. The coding region runs from base 1377 to 4700 and encodes 1107 amino acids. The record is from RefSeq and is a predicted model, not a curated record. Gene Ontology annotation, molecular function: protein binding. Gene Ontology annotation, biological process: regulation of DNA-templated transcription. The transcript has 31 exons.